AAUCCAUAUGGAAUCUCCAAACUACUGACAUGGCGUCCCUAGCCAAGACCCACACUCCUCUCCCGGACUCAGUUCCUAUCCAUAUUGUUACCAAGGCAUCUCAGCUUCCGGAAGAAUUCCUGAACCCUUCACCUGAGAAAGAAGUGGUCAUAGGCUUCGAUUGUGAGGGGGCAGAUCUUUGUCGGCAGGGGACGCUUUGUAUCAUGCAGCUCGCUUUUCCAAAUGCAAUAUACCUUGUUGAUGCCAUUCAGGGUGAAGAGUCACUUGUGCAAGCCUGUAAGCCUGCACUUGAGUCUAGUUACAUCACAAAAGUUAUCCAUGACUGCAAACGAGAUAGUGAGGCUUUAUACUUUCAGUUCGGCAUUAAGUUGCAUAAUGUUGUGGACACCCAGAUUGCAUAUUCUUUGAUUAAGGAGCAAGAAGGGCAGAAAAGACUGCAAGAUGACCACAUAUCAUUUGUUCGCCUGCUUGCUGACCCCCAAUAUGGAGGCAUAUCAUAUGUUGAGAAGGAAGAAGUUCGUGUUUUCUUGAGGCAGGAUCCCAAGUUCUGGGCGCAUCGGCCAUUGUCUGAAUUAAUGGUCCGUGCAGCAGCAGAUGAUGUUCGCUUUCUUCUGUUUAUCUACCAUAAGAUGGUGGAGAAGUUAACUGAGAGGUCCUUGUGGUUUCUUGCUGUUCGUGGUGCACUUUAUUGCCGCUGUUUCUGCAUCAACAAUAAUAAUUUUGCAGAUUGGCCAGCACUGCCUACUGUUCCAGCUACUCUGGUUGCUGGUAACCAAGCUCCAGAAGAAGAAACACUAUCUGUUCUUGAUGUUCCACCAGGAAAGAUGGGAUUCGUAAUCGGGAGACGAGGAGCUAAUAUAUUGGCAAUAAAGGAAGGAUGCAGGUAUGCAAAUGCCAAUUAA
Salvia hispanica is the source of this 902-nucleotide messenger RNA. The record is from RefSeq and is a predicted model, not a curated record. Lineage: Eukaryota; Viridiplantae; Streptophyta; Magnoliopsida; Lamiales; Lamiaceae.